GGAGGAUUGCUUGCCCUUCUGACCCUUCGGCUGGCCCUCGCCUUGUGGCCUUGCUUGGCCCGCUUUGCAUCAGGGUCGCCUCCCAACUCGCCGAGAACCAACGCCGGUCGUCUCUCAAACCACCAGGACCACACCGCCGCCUCCCCAUCGGCUCAGGGCCCGCUCUGACCCUCGGCUCGGCCUCGGCCGCCCUGUCCCCACAGUCCUUUCUCUCCCUUUCCCCGCGGGCCAUGAGUCGCCACAGCAAGCUGCAGCGGCAGGUGCUGAGCCUGUACCGCCAGUUCCUGCGGGCCGGGAGGGAGAAGCCCGGCGCCGUGCCCCGCAUCCGGGCCGAGUUCCGCCAGCACGCCCGCAUCCCCCGGGCCGACGUCCUGCGCAUCGAGUACCUCUACCGCCGCGGGCAGCGCCAGCUGGACCAGCUCCGGGAUAGCCGCACCAAGCGGCUCGGGGCCUUUGGUGGCACCCCGGAGGGCACGUGAUGCCUCCGACAAGCCGGAGACCCCUGGAGACAGGGCCCACCUGCCGGAGCCCCCGACGGUUUUCUCCUCUAAUCCUCCCACCCCCCAACACUCAGUGAACCAGAGGGGAAUAAGGGUUAGUGGGGGGUGCGAUGAGAGGGACAGACUGGGGCGGGCUUUGGGGCGACUUUAAGCGGGGAGAUGGGGUUGGAAGCUGGUUUGCAGAAAUAGAGCCUGCCCUGUUGCGUCCCAAAGAGGCAGGAGCAAGGUGGAGGGUUCCUGGCUGCCAAACAACUCUCGACUAACCACAAGUGGAUGAUCCGUCACAGAUGGACGGUCAAACGCUCCCCGACGGUCAGCCGGCCUUGGCUGGGCCUUCUCCCGCGCCGCGGCACACGGCGGCUGAAACGGUGACUCCGUUUCUCUCCUUGCUACACCAACGAGGCAGGUCCGGGCCUUCCUUCAUUCUGGGCUACUUCCCUCGUCCGUGUCACCUGUUGUCUUGUAUUUUCCGACCCGUCCCUCCGCUCCGUAGGCCCCCCACCCAAUAUACCGGGGUGCCAAGUUAAGGUGGGGGCUGGUCCUUCUCUGCGGCACGUAGUGUUGUUGGGGGCAAGGACGUGCCUGGCUUUGGGUUUUAAACGGAUCCGGGAUUCAGGGGUUGGGGCUGUGCCCUCGCAAGGAUGUUGUUGGGACUGAAAGAGGAAAAUAAUAAUAAUAAAUAAUGGUAUC
Molecule: messenger RNA, 1190 nt
Organism: Tachyglossus aculeatus (Australian echidna)
Lineage: Eukaryota; Metazoa; Chordata; Mammalia; Monotremata; Tachyglossidae
Gene: SDHAF1
Product: succinate dehydrogenase complex assembly factor 1
Exons: 2
Coding region: 231-479 (82 amino acids)
Biological process (GO): mitochondrial respiratory chain complex II assembly
Cellular component (GO): mitochondrion
Source: RefSeq, a predicted model, not a curated record